AAAUUGGAGUGCCCCAUACGACCCGCUACGCGCACGAAUCCCGGCAUCCCCUCUCCUCCUCUUCCCUCUCGAUCCUCCCAGAAGAGUCUCCGGAUCUCCGCCCCCUCCCCUGCGCCGUCGAUCCACCCAACGAUGGAGGAUACGGCGGCGCCGACGGCGACGGCGGAGAAGUCGUCGUACAGGUACUGGGUGCGGGAGGCCACCGGCGACGCCGCGCCGCUCCCCGUCCCCCGCAAACUCGACACCACCGCCAACGGCAACGGCAACGACGGCGCGGCGCCGAAACUCGGCUCCGUCUGGAACCAGGCUGGGACCUGGGAGGAAAAGAACCUCAAUUCAUGGGCUAGUAGUAGGAUAAAGGAUUUGCUGGGUUCUUUAGAAGCAUUGGAAUUCCCCACAGGGAAGGCAUCCAUUGAUGAAGUAUCCAAAUGCUCAGGCGAUGCAUUUCUAGUAACAGUUCGUAACAAGAAGAGAGUAGGGUAUAAUUAUGAACUGAGCUUGAGAUUUAAAGGUGAAUGGUUAAUUAAAGAAGAAAACAAGAAGGUCACAGGCCACAUAGAUAUCCCCGAGUUUUCCUUCGGUGAGCUUGAUGACCUAGAGGUAGAAGUAAAGUUCACUGACAGCCUCGCAUCGGACGACAAGAUGCGGAUCGGCAAGGAUGUGAAGUCCUUCCUCUCGCCUAUCCGGGAGAAGCUGCGCGCCUUCGAAGAAGAGCUGAAAGAUAGGUAGAGAAUAUCUGCAAGAGCCGGCGAUGUCUUCUCAGUGUUUGCUGUCAUUCUUGUAGCUGAGACCAUCUUAUGAAUUAAGCACAUGCUGUCAAGACUCAAGGUCAUAUUUCUUGUUUCACCAGUCCCGUGUAAGAUUAUACAUCCUUGGUUGACCGAGACCGCGUGACCAAGUAUUAUGAACUCAACUCGACCAGAUGAUCACGAAAUCUCAAGAUGAAUUUGCACUUAAAUCGUGGAGAAAUGGCAAUAUUUGUAUGUGGACACUAUUUAUGUGUAGGAAAGAAACAAAAAGGUUGGUUCGGUUGUUUCA
This is a messenger RNA of Brachypodium distachyon (stiff brome), 1038 nucleotides long. RefSeq lists its product as uncharacterized. Gene Ontology annotation, molecular function: protein-folding chaperone binding; ATPase activator activity. Gene Ontology annotation, cellular component: cytosol. The coding region runs from base 133 to 729 and encodes 198 amino acids. Gene Ontology annotation, biological process: protein folding; positive regulation of ATP-dependent activity. Lineage: Eukaryota; Viridiplantae; Streptophyta; Magnoliopsida; Poales; Poaceae. The record is from RefSeq and is a predicted model, not a curated record. The transcript has 6 exons.